GCCAAGGAGUCGGUUCCUUGGGUUGGAAUUCAGGAACCUGGUUCUCAUUCAUAUUCAUAUUCACUUCAUUCCUUUCAUAUUCCAUCCAUUUUCCCAUUCUUCACCUUUAGAAAGAACACACACAGAUAUCUAAAAUCUGAUAAUCUAGUUGUUGUUUGCAUACUUGUCAUCAAUAAUCAAAGGGAAAUGGGAGUGCUUUCCAAUAAGAUUGAUAGGGAACAAUUGAAACCCGGUGAUCACAUUUACUCCUGGAGGCAGGCUUACAUCUAUGCCCAUCACGGAAUAUAUGUUGGAGAGGGAAUGGUUAUCCACUUCACCAGAAGAGCAGGGCAAGAAACUAGAUCAGGAACGAUCUUGGACCGUCUCCUUAUAAGUUCACCACCACUUCGUGCUACUUUUGACACUCCAUGUCCAAGAUGUGGUGAUCAAACUAGAUCUGAUGGUGUCAUUUGUUCCUGCUUAGAUUGUUUUCUCUCAGGUGGUGAUCUAUACUUAUUUGAAUAUAGUGUGUCACCUGCAUUUUUUCUAGCCAAAGCUAGAGGAGGUACUUGCACCACCGCAUUUUCUGAUCCAACUGAUGAAGUCCUUCACCGCGCUCUGUUUCUUCUUGAGAAUGGAUUCGGUGGUUACCAUGUCUUCAAGAAUAACUGUGAAGACUUUGCAAUUUACUGCAAAACAGGUUUACUUGUAGUCACUAACAUCAGUGUAGGGAGGAGUGGACAAGCAGCAUCAUGCUUUGCUGCUGCUAGUGCUGUAGUUUCUUCACCACUGAGGUUUAUGACUGCCAGCUUUGGUGGUUUGGCAUUGGUUGGAUGUGGUAUGUAUUGUGUUAGCAGAUAUGUUUCUGAUAUUGGAGUACGCGGUGAUGUAGCUAAAGUUCCAGUGGAGAAGAUAUCUGAGAUGGCCAAGGAGCAAUGACCAGAAUCUAGAUAGAAGGUUAUACAAAACUUUAGUGUAUGAUGUCAAGUUUCAUUUAUGUUCUAAAAAAUGCCUUUCAAAAAUAUCUGGAGGUUAAGUUCCCUGUAACAUCUUUGCAAAAGGUUGCCAUUUGUUUGUGCUUCUUCAGCAGGAGUUAACUUAUUUAUCUACUCUUCCCAGGAUAAUUUGUUAAUUGGAUGUUUGGACAAGAUUUUAUAAUGCAAGUUUGAAUUUUGAAAAUGGCC
This is a messenger RNA of Glycine soja, 1163 nucleotides long. RefSeq lists its product as uncharacterized. The record is from RefSeq and is a predicted model, not a curated record. Gene Ontology annotation, molecular function: iron-sulfur cluster binding; heme binding; oxidoreductase activity. Bases 187 to 918 code for a protein of 243 amino acids. NCBI's taxonomy places the organism in Eukaryota, Viridiplantae, Streptophyta, Magnoliopsida, Fabales, Fabaceae. The transcript is spliced from 2 exons.